CGCAUAUAAACCCUAAAUUUUCCGGCAUUUUCUCAGAGAGGAAAACCUAGCUUCUGGAGGAUCGAAAGCAAGAUUAGGGCAUGGAGGACUUGGUUGUUGCCAUCCUAUGCAUGCUCCUCGUCUUCCUUCUCGUCCCCUUAUUGUGGUGGAGGCGACACCAGAUCUCUCGAUCCCCUGAUGAUCCGAUCCUCCGUGAACGCCAUGAUCCCCAGGUUGCGAGGGCUGAGGGAGUAGUUCGACGUGGUGGGGCUGGUCGUAUGCGUAGGCGCUCUGUUGCAAGUUCGUCUGUUGCUACAACCAGCGCACAAGAAACUGUUGUUGAGAGUGAUGAGGAGCCCCAUGUGGAUGAUUAUCUUGUUGAUAAGGAGCUAAGUAAAAAGGAAAAGAAAAGGCAAGAGCGCGAAGAACAGCGCCAGGCUGAAGAAGCAGCUCGGGAGAACAGGAGGUCAAAGCAGGACCGAUAUGAAGAAAGACGCAGGAAGAAGGAUGAAGAGCGGGAAGAGAAAGAGCGAUUGUUGGAAGAAGAAGCCCUGGCUCGGAAGGCCAAGGAGGAGGAAGCUGCUGCUUUGGAGUUUGAGAAAUGGAAAGGGGCAUUUUCUGUUGAUGCAGAAGGUACAACUGAAAAUGAAUUGCAAGAUGGAGCUCAUGGACUACUUGCAGAUUUUGUGGAAUACAUUAAGAAACAGAAAUGUGUUCCAUUAGAAGAGCUUGCUGCAGAAUUUAAGCUGCGAACUCAGGACUGCAUAAAUCGGAUAACAUCAUUGGAAGACAUGGGGAGAUUAUCAGGUGUAAUGGAUGAUCGUGGAAAAUACAUAUACAUUUCACCAGAGGAAAUGAAGGCGGUUGCAGACUACAUCAAACGUCAAGGAAGGGUUAGCAUUUCACAUUUAGCAAGUAAAUCCAAUCAAUUCAUUGAUCUUGAACAAAGAACUGAGUUUGACAGUGAGCAAAAUCCUGAUGCCAUAAAAGUUGCUUAGGCUUUCUUUGUUUUAUGUUUUCUUCUCUGAUUAAACACCUUGUUUUUUGUACACAACUUCUACAAACAAAAUGAAAGUCAUGUUAUAUCA
Molecule: messenger RNA, 1067 nt
Organism: Dioscorea cayenensis subsp. rotundata (Guinea yam)
Lineage: Eukaryota; Viridiplantae; Streptophyta; Magnoliopsida; Dioscoreales; Dioscoreaceae
Product: DDRGK domain-containing protein 1
Source: RefSeq, a predicted model, not a curated record